Molecule: messenger RNA, 1320 nt
Organism: Trypanosoma rangeli
Lineage: Eukaryota; Euglenozoa; Kinetoplastea; Trypanosomatida; Trypanosomatidae
Exons: 1
Coding region: 1-1320 (439 amino acids)
Source: RefSeq, a predicted model, not a curated record
AUGAUGACGCCAGACGCGGGCAACGCUAUGCAUGCCACGUCGUCCUCGGUCAGCAGCUACCCAACGUACACUCCGCCGCCUCCGCUUCCCUCACGGGAUUCCGUGAGAAACACCCCCUUCACGGCCAUGCGACGAACGUUUCACGAUGAAUGUGACGAGGUGCUUAGAUUAAUUCGUGCAGAUGCCGUGACGAGGUCUGCGUCGGAAAAAUCGGGUGGCACCAUGUGUGUGUCACGCAGCGCAACGCAUGAAAAGUACAGAGCGAUCCUUGAUGAAGUGGAGCACCUCAACAGAUUACUGGAGGUGACCGUUGAGGAACGGAAUGACUUGGAGGGGGAGCUGCAGGGAAAGUUACGGCAGAUGGAAGCGGCGCUUCGUGAGCGGGACAGGGAGCUACAGGAGAAGAACGAGGAACUGCUGCAUCUGCGCAGCCUCAUGGAAGAUCUGAGGACGGAACUGGAGGCAUUCCACCGCACGCAGCACAUGGAGACGCCCACCAUCCACGCAGUGGCGCGCAACAGCAGCUAUAGCAAUGGCAAUGACAGCGACGCUGUCGCUAGGCGUGAUGUGGGCGGAGUCCCAAAGACGGGUGCAGAUGCCGCAUCAAGAGAGCGGAUAGCAACUGUGGUGGAUUGUCUUGCACAGAGCUCAUUGGAAUGGGUCAAGUUCCUGUUGAGGUGGUGCUUUUCCAUGGAUGAAGGAGUUGAUGGGAAGUUGGCGCAUUUGCUAAACCUGCUGAAUGAAUUGGAAAAGCGUGGCACUAAGCCAGACCCGGAUGCCCUUACAGUGCAGUCACUGUGCACCCAAGUGUCCAAGAGUCUGAUGGAGGUCACUGCGAGAGUUUCUCAUGGGCGGCGCCAGUUGGACUCCAACACGUCGGAUCUGCAAACUGCGACGGGGCAUUGUGUUUCAGUUGAGCAGGAAGAGCUCCAGCGACGGUUUACUGGGUUGGAGGCAGAGCGAGAUGCCCUUUGGCAGGAGACAAAUUUCAUCGCGGAAGAAAACGUUCAGCUGCUGCGUGAAUUGAAAUCACGAGAAGUUCCUUCAUCCGGAGCAUCGUCGCCCUCAGCGAACACGGGUAGCUUGGAGGUUCCAAACUCCACGUUGAUGGCGGAGCGGAAGCGACAGGCCGACUUCAUCCAUGAGCUUCGACUGCAAGUGAAGAAACUGGAGGGGGAAAAGAACGCAUUACAUGCUAAAUUUGUCCAACAGGCAGAGUUACUGAAGCGGUAUGAGCGUGUUCUGCAUUUUCUCUCGCGGCAUGAGCGAGGAGACAAAACUAACAGCAGUGGGGACGAUGGCAGUGGCAGUAAUAGUUAG